AGAAAGAACGAGAACUGUGCUGUGGAAAAGCAGGUGUGAUUCAUGAAUAAACUAUAGUUUGCAACCUUAUGGGAUACUGAUGAAACAAAUAGAAUUUUCACAGACAUGGAUAAUACAAGAACACAAGACACUUUUUCACAGUUAAGCCAGGAAAAAAUCCUCAAAAUUAUGAACAUGGUGAAAAAUAAAGAAGUGAGCAUUGAAGGAGCUUUGCAUUUGGCACAGAAAGAGGUGUAUGCUGAAAAGGAUUCACAGGAUUUGCUAACCAGUUCACAAUUUAACUUCAUUAUCUACAAAUACAAACACUAUCGGUGGCAGAAACGAAUUUUGCAGAUUGAUUUCAACACAAAGACCAUUUUUAACAUUGAAAAAGGAAUUAUUAAGAAACAGUUCCCUUUCUCACAAGUCAAAGCCUAUGAAGAUACUGAAAGGAGGCGCUUCAGCAUUGUGUUUCAUGGGCGACAAGAUUAUGAGCUGGAAGCAGUGUCUCUUGAUGAUAAAAGGAAGAUAACAUACCUUCUGAGCAGAGUUAUACAGAGCAAUUUGUACAGGAGACCAGCAGAGUCCUGCUCUGGAAGACCCGCAGAAUAUGAUGUGAUACAUGAAGGACUGCUAGAUUUGCAGCAAAAGACUUUUACAUCCACUGAAUGGGUGAAGUACUUGGUACAACUACGUGAAGGAGAAUUGACUUUAUAUUGCAUAGGUCUGGGAGGACAGAACAAGAAUGCAGACCCUAUAACAAAUACAAUUAAUUUGUCAAGCGAUAAUGUGAGUGUCAGCAAGGAGAAUGGAUGCAGUACCUUUUCAGUCCAGACCAAAGAACACAAUUAUUUGUUUCGAAUACCCUUUACUGUCCAAAAUAACAGGACAGAGGAUGUUAGCAAGCUCCAGAAUGAAUGGGUGUCUCUCAUAGAAAGGUACUGUCCACUCUGCAAGGGUGCCUCACUGCCUCAGGAGGGAUCUCAAGGAUGCAUCUCCUCUGAAGGGGAUUAUGAGGAUUUUACUGUACCUCUGAAUGAACAGAAAGAGAAGGCCCUCCACUUUGGUGGGAGUUCUGCAGCAACCAGUCUGAACAAGUCUUCAAGCCCCCAGACAAAACCUGCAGAGGGGGAAGCAGCCACAGCAUCACCAUCUCUUCUGCUUCCCAUAAGUAAGGCAGAGGUACCACCAGCCCCACCUGCGUUCCUGCAGCCCUGCAGUCUCUCUUCAUUGACAAGGAGAACCAAAGCCUUUCACUGGGAUGUUGUUCCUUGCGAUAAGAUUCCAAAAUCUGUCUGGGGAUCAUGUGACCCAUGCAAGAAAAAAAUAGAUGUAUCCAGACUCUGUGAUCAGUUCCAGAUCCAGGACAUGGCAGUAUUUUCAGGCAACGAAGCUUCAGUGAAUCAACACAUCAUGUUAGAUCGAAAAGUUGCACAUAACUUCAAUAUUUUUCUUAAAAGUUUCCAUAUAAAACCAAGCGAGCUGAAAGAAAAACUGUAUAUUAUACAUGAAGAGAGUGGUGGACUUACAGAUGAACAGAUUACAGCACUAAGAAGAUACAUGCCAACACCAAAAGAUGCAGAAAGGUACCAGUCAUUCAAGGGGUCUCCUUCAGACCUGCAUGUGGUUGAUCAAUUUAUGUUAGAGAUGUGUAAAAUCCCCCACCUAGGCCAGAGGCUGGACCUCCUGCUUACCAUACGUGAGCUCCCUGUGAGCAUGAGAGAUUUGGAGCCUCUAAUAAACCAGAAAAUCCAAGCGAGUAAGCAGCUGCAAUCCAGCCAGAAAUUUGUCGCUGUCUUGGAGUACAUUUUAGCCAUUGGGAACCAUUUAAAUGAAAAGGCUGGAAAAGAGAAGGCUAAAGGAUUUCGAUUGUCGUCUUUGACCAAAUUACCUCUGUUGCGGGGUAAAGAGAGGACAUUCACCUUGCUUCACGCCCUUGUGGAACAGAUCUUCUUACAUGAGCCUGAUCUGGCCAAAUUUUCUCAGGAGUUGACAGAAUUUGAAGCUGUUCCUGAUGCUUCCAUGAAGGGCCUCAGUGCUGAAGUUGAUGUUUUAAAAAAAGAAUUGGAAAACGUUAUUCAGUGCAGGCGGCUUAUUAAACCCAAGACAAUCAAGGCAACACCCCAGGAGUCACAGUUCUGCAAAGAACUAAAGGAUUUAAUUCAGAAAUAUGAAGGGGAUCUAUCCCAGCUGUCAAAAAGAUGUGAUGAAAUGAAGAAGCUUUAUAGCAACAUACUGGUGAAAUUUGGGGAGCCGCAAGACCUAGACUCUCAGGAACUAUUUGGGUGGAUAUCUUCAUUCAUUAGUGAGUUUAGGAAGGCCUGUGCUGAAGUCAUGCCAUAAGGACAACACAAAUCUUAUAAAGAGGUGAGGGAAGGAGAAGUCCAGGAAACAAUGUUGAAGUUAAUUGGUUUGAAAGUUUCGCUACUAGUAAGUAGCACAUAGACAGUAUAUAGUCUGUAAAGCAGACUUGAUUUUGAGAGAGAUUCAAUUUAUAAUGUGUGAUUUGUAAGUGGUAUUUGACCUGUAGGAUCACAGAUCACCUACAAGUCUCUCCCUCAUUUUUUCUGAUGUACGUGCUUUUGUACCUUGAGAUGCCUGCGUAUUUAGAAAGGAGACACUCUUGACACUUUAUAAUUUCUCUUUUUAAUCUUUUCCUUUGAUACCCAGCCUUCUGACUGAGUUUUAACUAUUACUUUCAAUGAAUAAGUUCCUGUAUGGUGAUCUAAUUUUUAAUUAUUUUUGCUGUACUUUUCAAAAUAAUACUUUACAAGAUUUAUAAUGAAAUGUGGCGCUGUUACCCACAGAGGAGACUAUUUAGCAAAAAUUCUUGUUUGUCUUUCUGCUAUUAAAGUGUUGCAGCCUUAGUAUGCAAUGGAGAAAGUGUCUGGUUGGGUGAUUGUUGGGGUUUUUUUCCCCCCAAAGUACUAGAAUAAAAUAGUGCUUUUUAUGGCUAAUGUCAUGUAUUCAGGUAAAAUAGAAGUCAAUCAAUAUGUGAGAUUUGUGUUGGCAGGAAGAGAAAAAUAUCAGAGAAGCAAAAUAAAAAUGUGUCAUGAGGCAUCUAAGUAAUGGAUACUGGAGGUAAUUUUCCAUCGUUUUCAAAAGAGAAAAUACUUCUGUUGCAUUUGUUGGCUUUUACAUAUUUUUAAUUAGAAUAAUUAUCUGGAGCUCAAAUAUACGAGAAGAAAAGGGGGCCUAUAAAUGCAAAGGCAAAAUGGAUGUGUUUAACACUGAAAGCAGAAAAUAGUUCUAAAAGGUCAUUGAUAAAAUUUGGCAUUUUCUCUAUGAGUUUUGCAAACAGUGUUGUUUGAGGAAAAGUGUAUUCAUUACCUGACUGACUUUAGGUCUGACUGCCCAGGUCUCGCAGUGUUUGGGCUUUGAUAGCAAUGCUGAACACUCUCACUGACUUCAGUGCUAAAAGGAGUUAAGGCUAACCCCUCUGAAAGGCUUAGAUGCACUUACAUCAAAAAAUUACAUUAUCACGACCCUCUCUCAGCUGGCAUAUAAAAUUUCUCUAUAUCCAGCGUUUCAUUUGCUGUUCUAGAUGCAACCACUGCUGAACAUGUAGGUAUUUAGAGAAAGGUCCAGUAAAGAGCCUGGGCACCCACCAGCUAGGUGCUGCAAUAUGUAGACUUUUAGUGCUGGUCAUGUCAGACAGUAAAGAACAAUCACCAGGAAUACAGAGACACUUGGACACUGUCUGGAAAGGGGAGACAAAAGAAGCCCAAGAUUUUUUUCUUGUCUUGGCCUCAGUAUUUUAAAGGGCAUUGCAGGCUGCAGUUCCUGGGAGCUUACAGCUUCUGAUGUGCCAUGACUGGCAGCACACCCCUAUGUGAAAGGGCAGAAAAGUGUUCCUGCAGCUAAUGCGCCCAUCACCAAAGGCAAGUGCUUCAUUUCACAUCAACCUUGACAAAUCUGCUUAGGGAAGGGGAUGCACCCUUGCCCUCCAUGGCUGCUCCUGUUUGGAAGCCGAAUCUGCUCCCCAGGGCAGGUGCACACAACUUCUGUUUCAAAGAAGUGAGCAGGAAUCAUAAGUGCUCUUUCAAAAUGGUAGUUCCCACCUCUAUUUUGAGGAGUCCCCAAGGAAGUGGAAUGCUGCCCUGAAGGAUUCAAAUCCUUAUAAUCCUCCUCUUAAAGGAAUGCUCUGGCCCAAAGGUGUGCUGAGCAGCAUCUCAUUCCUGACCAGUGAGCGAUAACUCCAAGGAAACGCCUUCAACAGGAGGCAUCAGGUGUUAAGCAAGUGCACCGAUGAGCAAAGAAACAACUGCUCUUCCAGCUUUGUGAGAAGCAAACCUGGCACCAGCCGUGAAUGCCAAUGGGCCUCACUGCUUAACUUCUCUGCCUUAAAUCCACCCCUCAUCUUAGAGGAUGCCUAGAAAGAUCUUUGAGGAAGAGCCUCACAGACUAUGUAUUUAGGAUGCUUAAUAUCCUGUUCCAGGCACCUACCUAUCAUAUAUAGAAACUGUCUCGCGUGAGGUAGAGGAUGCCUGAACUAGAGCUCUGCAUUGCAGCAGCAGCAAAGUACCCAGUGGGUCCCCUCAGGUUUGUACCGCCAGCGUCGCUGCCAUCUCUUGCAUAUCUGCACUAACAAAGUGCAUCAUUUUGGCUUCUCAACAGUCUUGUCAGGACUGUGCUUCCAGUUAGAACAUGCAGUCAUGUUUCUCAGAGGCAAAAGGAAUAAAAUAGAAAACAAAUAGCAAAAGUAGUACCCCUGAUACUUAUUUUACAGAAGAUUAUUUACAGAAGCAAAUAAAGGCAUUUAAUUUUACAGAAAACAUAUUGGCUGUAUUUGCCUCAAGUCAGCAUCAGAGCAGUGACAUCUGGUUGACCCUGAAGUCAGUGGCAUCUAUCUAUGAACCAGGAGCUACAGCUUACACCACUCAUUUCUGAUUGAAAGAGGAAAAUUAAAAUCUUUUUUAAUUUCUUGCAUCUCUAUACCACAAUGCCCUAUACAGUGCAUGUAUGUGCAUCAUAAACAACACUUGCAGAUUUUGAUGUGUAUUGUUACUGCUCCAAAAUCUGAACCAUCUUCAUUUAUAUGUGAAUCAUGUAAGAUAAUCCUGAAUACAAGUGCCAUUUCCAUGGUAUCAAGAUCCCUGCAUCCCUGAACAGCAUUCGUGAUGGUCAUGAUAAGUUUCAUGUUUUUCUACCAUUACCUUAGCUUAGGAGUCAUGGGAAGUCUCUUUUAACUAAAUAGAUUUUUCCCUUUUUUUUCAUGACUCACUUUUUUUUCCUAGUCUUUUUUCUCUAUUAUUAUAUCUAACAGCUUGUACUUGUUUUAUAGCUCAGCUGGCAUGGCCUCUUCCAAUUAAAAAUAUAUUCUACACAGUAGUCGAUAUCUGUGUCUUUGUGUGAAUAUCCUGGAGCAUUUAAUUUAAAAAAUUAAUGUCCAAAUGAAGGUUCGAGCCCCUUCAGAGAGCAUGAAGUUUUCCUAUGGAGUUGGAGCUUACUGAGGUGACAUCUUUCAAUUUUCUCAAACAAGCUAUUUCUUCAGUGCUUGUGAGUUUCAGUGACCUCCUGAUUUAUAUGUAAAAAUAAAUAAAUAG
Molecule: messenger RNA, 5525 nt
Organism: Harpia harpyja (harpy eagle)
Lineage: Eukaryota; Metazoa; Chordata; Aves; Accipitriformes; Accipitridae
Product: delphilin-like
Exons: 17
Coding region: 106-2322 (738 amino acids)
Source: RefSeq, a predicted model, not a curated record